Molecule: messenger RNA, 7926 nt
Organism: Copidosoma floridanum
Lineage: Eukaryota; Metazoa; Arthropoda; Insecta; Hymenoptera; Encyrtidae
Biological process (GO): nervous system development; cell migration; negative regulation of canonical Wnt signaling pathway
Cellular component (GO): beta-catenin destruction complex; catenin complex; cytoplasmic microtubule
Molecular function (GO): microtubule binding; beta-catenin binding
Source: RefSeq, a predicted model, not a curated record
UCAAUGAAAUCGUCGCGUGGGGCUUCGGUUGCAGUACCAGCAUCAGUACCAGCGUCAGCAGCAUCAGGAGCUGCGAGCUGCGGAACGAGAGCGCGGCUCUCCGGAUAGGAUGAUGCCCCAAGAAGGAGGAGGAGGAGGCUGCGGUAGACCGGCUACCGUCAUCCCCACGGGCGUCAUCUCCGCGGUCAAUUUGCGACAACCUGCUACGGAAGUACCGGACAAACAACGCUGCGGCUACUUAUCCGAUGCUCUUGAAUCUCCACAGUUGCAUCAAAACAAUGAUCAGAGUUGUGACAGAAGCAGCACCAAAGGAGACAAUCGUCCAAGUUCUUCUUUGCAACCCCAUGCACUGACGCACUUUUAUGAAUCUUGGCCAACAAAACAGGAUCCGUCGUGGCUGUCAAAGUCAAACACAAUGCAAAAUGAGCUGGUUGAUCCAAUGAGUUUAUCGUUGUCUGGCAAUAACACGAGCUUUCUCUCUGAAAUGGACCAAAGCCAGAGUAGGCUUGGAACUAGAAUGGACCAGGUGCACAAUCUUCUGAGCACGCUAGGCAAUAGCGGCAGCAACAGCGGCGGACAAGAAGAUAUGAGUGCAACCUUGCUCUCUAUGAGCAAUUCGGUGGAAAGCUGCAUUGUAAUGAGGCAGUCUGGCUGCCUUCCUAUUCUAAUACAGCUAAUUCAUGCACCUGGACAGGAUCCAGACAUACGAGAGCGGGCUUCUCGAGCACUUUACAAUGUCGUGCACGCUAAAGUCGACGAAAAGUCGCGUAAGCGUGAAAUCCGCGUGCUUCGUUUGCUGGAACAGUUGAGGGACUAUUGCCAAAUGCUGAGAAGCUCCCUGGGAAUGAGGGUAGAGUCUCAGGAUGAGCUGGAAAGGCACCCAGGUAGUACAAUUGCAGCUCUAAUGAAACUCUCUUUCGACGAGGCUCAUCGGAAUGCUAUGUGCCUGCUCGGAGCCUUGUACGCCGUCACUGAACUCAUUGAGAUGGAUCAUGCGGCGCACGGAAGCGACAGCAUCGAUCAAAAUUGCAUUACGUUAAGGCGAUACGCCGGCAUGGCUUUGACCAAUCUGACAUUUGGAGAUGGCAAUAACAAAGCUCUGCUCUGCUCUUUUUGCCAAUUCAUGAGAGCUUUGGUUUCGCAACUUAGAAGCCCGAGUGACGAUUUGAGACAAGUUACAGCCAGCGUUUUGCGUAAUCUUUCAUGGAGAGCCGACAGCAGCAGCAAAAAGACUUUGCGAGAAACUGGAGCUGUCGUUUGUUUGAUGAAAGCUGCAAUGGAAGGACGCAAAGAAUCGACUCUCAAGUCCAUUUUAUCGGCUCUUUGGAACCUUUCGGCUCACUGCAGGGUCAACAAAGUCGACAUUUGUGGUGUCGAAGGCGCUCUGGCAUUUUUGGUUGAUAUGUUGACUUAUAACGCUCCUUCAAAAACAUUGGCGAUCGUGGAGAAUGCUGGCGGAAUAUUAAGAAAUGUAUCGAGUUACAUAGCCGUUAGAGACGAUUAUCGCGCCAUAGUGAGAGAACGCGGUUGUCUCCAAGUUUUACUAGCACAGUUAAAAUCUCCCAGUUUAACAAUAGUUAGUAAUGCUUGUGGUACGCUAUGGAAUCUCUCGGCGCGAUGUCCUCAAGAUCAACGCCUACUUUGGGAUCUCGGAGCUGUUCCCAUGUUACGAAGUCUUGUCCAUUCAAAGCAUAAAAUGAUAUCGAUGGGUUCAAGUGCUGCUUUGAAGAAUCUUUUUAGUGCUUGCCCAAAUGCAAGUAACCUCGUGCAUAUGGAUUCAACAGCGAGAGGUCUUGGACUUCCUACUUUACCUAGUCUAGCAGCUCGAAAACAAAAAGCUCUUGAGCAGGAGAUUGAUCAAAGUUUAGCAGAAACUUGUGACAAUAUUGAGCCAAGCAACUCGCCUACAAGCAAAGAAGAUAAAUUUUCUUUUAAGUUAGACCAAAGCUAUGCUGCAUCUAAUAGAACCGGGAAAUCCGCAAACCAUCGCCGGACACAUAAUUCAAGUCAACAAGCAGGUUCUUCAGCUCAUAAGCUGUCUUUGAAUUUUCCUCGCAGUGAAAGUAGAGAAUCCAUGCGCUCCGUCACUAGCACGCAAUCUGAUACCGUUUUUGAAAAAGUUAAUCGUCAAGCGCGGCACAGUAUGAUGCCUUCCGAGUCGCACAAUAAACAACAAUCUACGUCUUUACAUUCGGCGAUGGAUUAUACUUCUGCCAUUGCAGCUCCUGAAUCUUCGAAAGGACUUGCCGAAAAAAAAUACACUCUCCGCUACAUGAAUGCUAUUCCAGAACGUUUAAAGCCUGGCGAACCAUUACCGGACUUGCGUGGCUUGAAUUCUUGUAAUUCAACCAUAUCAUGGACCGUAACUCCAAAUCAAGAUGCUACGGCCUCAAACGGAUUUCUGCACUCGUCGGUUGAAAAUAAUUUAGCGAUUUCAAACUCUUGCGAUCAAUUAUCAUCGAAUUCUAAAGUAUUUUCGAAUUCUGAAUCUGAAAGCUUUCGCAAUUCUGUCAGUUCUAAAUCUAAAUCGGCAUCUACAUCCAAUAAUGGCAUGAAUUAUGGUACAUAUCGAAAAGGCAGCAAAAAAAUCGCAUCUCCAAUUAGGGAUGAUUUGCCAAAGAAUCAUCCUCCAAUGAAUUUUGGCAACCUUUUAAUGAAACAUUCAGAGGAAACUCCUAUGAAAUAUGAACAAAAUCCGGAGCCAGAACGAUCGGAAACAAAACCAAAAAUUCCCGAAGCUAAACAAGAAGUUUUGUUAAAUUUCAAUUGUACCAGUAAACAAAAUAAUUUUGACCUACAAUCGCAGAACGAUGUAUUAACUUCAAAAGCCGAUUCUCUUCGUUCUACUACCCCUUCUCUAGAGAGUAUGCCAACAUUAGAAGCGUGUAAUUCUUUGGAUAGUGACAGUGCUAUUUUUGAAGAAGACCGCAAUUCUGAGCGAAAUUUGAAAAUUUCAAAUUUCAGCUUACCAAUUGGAAAUUCAUGUAGUACACAGUUACUUCAAGAUUCCAAAACAGAAAAAAAUGAAAAAGCCUGUUUGAAAACUAAUAGAUUGGAGCAUACUACUAAAAAAACGGAUCACAUAAAGUCACCGGAACUAGAACAGCAAUUGCAAGACGACGAUGAUUUUAGCGAAGUAACGCAUACUAAUGAUUAUUACACGGUACAAGAAACUUAUACUCUUGAAAAGAAAAUCCAAAACGACAGUCAAAAUACUUUUGUAAAUGACGAAUGUAGUAUAUCCCAACAAUGCUCUUCGACACUUAGUUACAUUUCUGUAGAUGAUGAGAAUUCUUUGGCCGAAGUUGCUGAUAAAAAUCUAGUUGAGCCUUCUGAUAUCAAAAGCGACAAUCAACCGGUUACCUCUUCGAGCUCGGAAAAUUUUGAAUCUUUUAACUCCAUUGAAAGGUCAGAGCAAGCUCUUUUGGAGUUGUGUAUCAAGACUGGAAUGUCAAAGGCGGAAACUAUGCUGUCGGUUAACGUUUCGAGGGAUGAAAAAUCAAAAUCAAGUGACGCUGUUGACGCUUUACACAAACAAAUGAUUUCUGCAAAUAACUCUGAUUCCACUCGUGAGCCCAUCCCGCAACAAAUGGAGGGAGAAUUAACGAACAAAAGUCAGAAGCAGGAAGAAUAUCGGAGACAGCAAGAUGUAGAUGCAGCAAUAGCAUCUGUCGAUCGAUUAACAGCUGCAUUUAUUCAACAAAGUGAAGCAAUUCGUAUGAAGGAGAGUCUGUUGAGCGAAUACACGUGGAAUGAUGAAGAUUCACCUAACGAAGUGUCGUUUCCCAGCAUAAGCCUAAGCGUACCACAAGUAGCUUCAUUCAAAAGUGAUCUAGAUUCAAAUAAUCAGAGUAUCACACUAGCCUCUUUAGAGCCUUUUGCGAUGGAAGAGCACUCCUCAUGCGCUUUUCAAUGCUCAAGCAAUGAUUCUAUGACAGAAUCGAAAAUCAUCGAAAUGGAAGCCAUCAAGCUUGCAAAGGCUGUUGUUAAUGUUGACCCGAAUCAAGUUAGCUUGGCAUCUAUUAAUCUUGAUGAAAUUAAUCCCCCUUCGACAAUGGGUAGUCUUAUCUCUCUAACUGCUAGUAUUGGUCUUACAGAUAGUCAUGUUGAUAACUCUGGAGCAGAAAAGGAUCAGCCAGAUUCUCUUCCAGUUGUGUUGUCUUCAUCUUGUGGUGGCCGGAAGAAAUCUUUACCCAUUGGAGUUGUCGCGCGACGUGCCUUGAGUCAUGGACAAAAUCGUACUGCUAGUCUAGAAAACCUUUUAAACGAAUGCAACAGCGCCAAUCAUUCACAGCUGGAUAAUGUCAAGCCUCCAUCUAUAAUGGAUGAAUUGUUGGAUCUCGCGGAUAUGGAAAAUAGUAUGUUGAGUGUAGCGAGCAUAACUUCCGAAAUCGCAGAUAGCAAAGAUAAUGAUUCAGUCAGUUUGACCAAUGGUGAUAUUAAUUUCGAUCUCAUCAAACCAGUUGCCAAUGUCUUGUCACUGACUUGCAUGAAAUACGCUAAUGCCAUGCAAGGAAGUGGGAGUAAUAGCCUAAGCGAAUGCUUAGAAAAUAUUAAUCCUCCUUCUCUUUUUAACGAAGUUAAUCAAAUGGACGAGUCGACAAUUGAAUCUUCCACACGUUGCAAUGAUACAAUGUGCAGCGAUCUAGUAGACCUUGGUAGCGAUAAAACUACGAAACUUUCAUGUGCCCUAGAUGAAAGAAUCGAAGAUGUUGCCAAUGAUACGGAUUAUGCUAUCACACCGAUUUCCAGUGAAUGCUGCAGUUCUGUUGAGUCUACACCGAAGCGUCGCCUUUCGAAAAAUCAAUCAGGGCACUUAACACCAAAGCAAAAACGGCAGUUGGUCAAGGAAAGAUAUAAGACGUAUACAAUUGCAGCUGAGAUAAUUAAAAAGGAGCAAGAAGAUUUAAAGAGACAAGAACAAGCCAAUGCUAAUAAUGGAGAAAAUACAAUGAAAUGUAUGUCAGUAUUAAAACUAACACCAAAACAACGCAGGCAGGAAGACAGAGCAAGAUUCCAAACCCAGAUUUUGGAUAACUCGGUACUCAGCAAGCCUGUAAACAAUGAAAGCACAGAGAACGAGACUCGAAAGUUUGAAGGGCCUAGUGAAGAAAAGUCAAUUCCUGUUUUUAAUGCUCCGACUCCGAUAAAAAGUGGUAUUCCCAUGCUCAGAAAAUUCUCCGUUAGUAAUAGGACAUACAAGAUGAAACCAAACUCCGAGUCUCUAAGUUCGAACACCCCAACUAAAUGUGAUAAUGUAAUGAUAAAAAACGAGUCCAAAGGCUCGGGGCCAUUUUCCACCUCUAACGAAUCGGAAUUAAAUCUCACGGUCCGUGAAGCCCACGAAAACGAGCUAAUUGAUCAAGAGGAGUCACUCUCGAACUCUCCCGAUGCCAAAAGUCAAAACUUUAUUGUCGAUGUCCAGGACAAUUUGUACGAAGCACGGAAUCACUACUCGGAAAGCGAUAAUAAUGAUAGCGAUGAUUUGUCCGGUAACGAAGACGAAGGGGAGCAUCAAAAACCUAAGGGGCCCCGAAUCGUAAAACCGGGAACGCUUCGGCGUGAUUUGAGCGUCGAGUCCAACAGUACUGACAAGUCCGAGCCAGAGCCUCUGGUUAAGGGAAUCCGUGGCCGCAGAAAGCCUCUCUACUCCAAAUCGAGUACCAGAUGCUCGACGCCACAGAGCUCGCCUCUGAAGCAGAUAGUAGCCGGGGUUUCUCCCGUUGCCAUACCGCCCAUUAGUCGCAGCAACAGUUCGCCCAUCGUGCGAGCGACGAGAGCCACUACGCUUAGGCAGAACAACAGUGCCCAAAAGUGCAGCGGUGGAUUGGUGUCGGACAGACGGGUUACGGGGGCUGCCGCGAACUCUCCGAGCCAAACUUCAAGCAGAUUGCGCACCUCGAUCCCGCAAAAGUCCCCUGCGGCUCCGAGCUCAGCCUCUGCCAGACGACAGGUGGACUAUUCGCAGAAGCACUCGGAACUGCCCUUCAAAGCUUUGGAGAGACAAGGGACUUUUACCAAAGACGAGCCUGAAAUGGAUAAUGUACCUACGGUCGUUCCAGCUUCGCCUUACAGAGGAAAGCCUACCGCGAAAACGGUUAAACCCGCUGGUAACGUGUCGCCAAAAACAUCACCUGUUCACGGAAAGUCGAAAAUUUCCCCUCGAAAAUUACUUGCUCAAAGGUCCGUUGCGUCAGCCACGAAGCUUACAAAGACAACAAGCGUGGAAAAAAUAUCUGUUGGAACCAACAUUCCAAUUUUAGCGAAGCGCGCUUCGACAAAUUUGUGUUCCCCGGUGGUAAAAUCCUCGUCCAAUUAUCAAAUCGGCAGCAAUGCAGUUUCACUGGGUCAGCGAUCGAAUAGCAACUCCAGUAUAGUCUCGAAUCCUUCGAACCAAGCGAAUCGUAAAGUCAAAGAAACUGCAAGUAAAAUUGCCACUUUGUGGAAAAAAGUUGAAGACAGCAGAAAAAAUCAGCGAUACGAGAAACCCGACACGAGGCAAUGGAUUACGCCGAGUGCGCAAGUUCGCUCUCCUCGUGGCGAGAAAGAUCAGACUUGCAAUCUUUUUAGAAGUUCUACGUUUGAAGGCAUUACGAAAAUUUCAAAAGUCUCGAGUCGAGGUUUCAUUUCACCGACCGCAUAAAGUUAAACUUCCGGUCUUGAAAGCGUUUCCGUUUCGUCCCAGUGCAAAUCUUAUGAAAUAAGACAGAUUGUUAGUUUUUAUUAUUUAUUGAUUUUUUUUUAUGCUUGACUCGAUAAAAUAUAGUGUUCUCCAUUAUAUUAUCGUUUUCAAAUUUCAUGAUUAUUCACACAUUUGUUAUAAUAUUCUUGUACUCGAGUGGAUGAAAAUUUAAAAAAUUUCUCGUUUUAAAUUCAUGAAAGGCGUUUUGUUCUUUCUAUGUAAGUUACUACAACCAAAAAAAAAUAUAAAUAUAUGUUUAAGGAAUUUGCUCAAAAUAUUUAUCGUAUAAAAUGAAAAGCUAAUUAAUGGCUAAACAAUAUGAAUUACAUAUGAGUGGGAAAUUGUGAUUUAUUUUAAGAUUCACAGUCUUAAUUAGAUUUAAAAGUAUUUAAAAAAGUUAUUCUUAAGAUUUUUUGAUAAUUGUGUUUGUUUGUUUUUUUUCUUUUUUUGUAUGAGAUACUGUAAUUAAAGUGCUAGUUGAAAUACAAACAAGUGUCAAAAGAAAAUGUGAUGAUACUUUCGUUCCUUGACUUGGCUUUGCUUUAACCAAUAACGAUCCAUCCAAGUCAAAGAUCAUAUUUUAGAUAUAUGACUGAGUAACGUUUUUCCACUAAUAUUUAUUUUAACUGAAUAAUCUUUUUAAAAGUUAGUUUUGCGGCUUUCAGCCUUCUUGAUCCUUGCUGCUUGGCAGCUCCUGCAUGCGUGAUGAUUGGCAAAUAGGCUGAAGAACCCGUAUUCAGAAAAAUGUGCAACGACCAGACGACGGAUCCCUAGAGCUUGACUGCAGAUAAUUUUGAAAUAAUAAAUAAAUUUUUCAUUCAUCGCCAAAUAAUUAAUUUUGUUUUAUUUGAGUUAUAAUACCCAUGAUCUUCGACACACCUUUAUCCCUGUGCCAGGAUUUUCUUCACUUAACUAGGAAAUCAUGGGAAAUCAGUCCUAUAAGAUCGAAUUACUGUGUAAAUCAAUAUUUUGUUACAUUAAUUUUUACCUAUACGUAAAAUUUGAAAAAUAAUUGCUCCAAUGUUGAAACUUACUAUGUUCUCUUGGUUUUUUUUUGGUAUCAGCUACCUGGGAGCGACUGAGAAGUAAGGAUCGAGCAAAGUUAAAAGCCGCAAAACUAACUAUGCUGCUAAAUCAAGUAAUUUCUAGUAAGUAAGACGAUUUUGUUCAAUAAUUUUCACUAAGUACUUGUUAAAAAACAAACUUUAUUAAUCAUUUAUGUACAAAUAUACAGUUAUUCUGGA